This is a messenger RNA of Raphanus sativus (radish), 996 nucleotides long. RefSeq lists its product as uncharacterized. The coding region runs from base 424 to 813 and encodes 129 amino acids. The transcript is spliced from 4 exons. The record is from RefSeq and is a predicted model, not a curated record. NCBI's taxonomy places the organism in Eukaryota, Viridiplantae, Streptophyta, Magnoliopsida, Brassicales, Brassicaceae.
AGGGACACAUGUAGAGAAAUGGAAGGAGAGAGGAGCAUCGUGUGUUUCACUUUUGUUUUCUUUCUGUUCUCUCUUUCUCUCGAAACCUCUCUUCGAUGGUUGAUCUUCUCUCCUCUCUCGUGACUCCUCGAGGACACCGAUCGAUUCUCUCUAGUGAUCUCUCGUCGAAGACGAUCUCUCCUCGACGGAAUCUCUGACGACGGAAUCACCCGGCGUCUCUUUCGGUGGAAUCGUCGUUUCUAUCGGUCUCCUCGACGACUCUGUUUCUCUCUCGGUCUCCUCGUCUCUGGCUAUCUCUCUAUCAAAUCAAAAGGUAAAGCUAUGUAUUUGUCCUUUUAUGUUUGAAUCCUUCUUUGUUAUUUUGAUUUGUUUGUUGUGUUGCAUGCGUGUCUUUGUGCUCGUUUAUGUCUCUGUAUUUGAUGGAUGGAUCCAAAAGACACGAAGGUUCUUCAAAGAAGACGACGGCGAUUGCAAUACAGUGGAAUGGACACAGUCACUCGUGGACUGAAAAAUGCAGCCAAGAUCUUGGAGGUUAGUUCCUUCCCAUCUCUUCUUGUUCUUCUUGAAAUUACAAUCUGCUGCAUUGUUGUGAAAAGGAUCUGCACAAGUUGGAGGUUUUGGAAAAGCUUGAAGCAAAGCUUAAGGCUGAAGGGAAGGAAGAAGAGAAUGAAGAAGGAGAAGGUGAUGAUGAAGCUGAUGAAUUUGAGGGACACUAUCUUUUCCAAGAAACAGCACUCCCAAUUUCUCACACAUCCUCUCUGCACCUCCUCCACUGCCACCAAACACUUGACUCCACCCAAACACAUCAUCUAGAAGAAGCUCUGGUGCAUUCUCUCUUACGCAAGAGAUCAUCUUUUCCGUCACAUCCACGGCCGAGGAUCCCAGCUGCUUCGUGAACUUAAAAUCACUCAAAGGUUGAACUAAAAAGUUAUAUAUUAUUUAAGAACCUUUAAUUAAGAUACUUGCAAUGGAUCAUAUAAAUGUUUGGGUUUCUUA